GGAACGUAAACACGACAGAUUUGAAAAAUUCACCAAUAGCGUGCGCCGGCGCGGCGUCAUCGUCAUUGUUUACCACCGGGUCCGACCGUUUUCAUGAUAAUCCGAUCAGUUGAGAAUUUGAGAUUCCCUCGUUUUCGGGUUUUACGUGUUUUGAGUGUUUUUACUUUUUGCCCGUCCGUGUGGUUCCGUGGCCGUUCGCGCAGUACUUACAUAAUUGACGAAACAUUUUUCUACUUUGGACGCACAGUUGAACAGAUUGCCAUGUUAACCAGAAGAUCAAGGAAAGAAGGGAUCGCUUCACCGAGCGAUGCUGAAACAACGUCAAGAGCUAAAAGAUCAGCAACACCAUCUAAAUCUAAAAAACCGGCCACUCGUCGUAGCAAAAGUAAAUCUGUAGAGAGAAGAAUAAGAACUCGAUCCAGAUCGGCUAAUAAGACUAUUAAUGGUCCUCGAGUGGUUCUAGAACGUUAUAACCCUAAAACAGAAGUUCCAGUUGUCAAAAAGAAAGAAAUCAAAAAUAAAAAGGCUGUUGAACUUGUUGAUUCAAAAUCAAGAAAGAGUCCAACACCUGUAAAAGAAGUUAACUCAAUAAUUAGUCCUGCUACCCGCAAUAUAAGUGACAAUAUAUCUGUAACAUCAUCAUCUCAAAGAUCACGAUUGGAUUACAAUGAAGAAUCUGAUGAUGAAAUUAAAUUGUCAAAUAAUAUAACAAGCAAGACUUAUCCUGUAGAAUUUGGAGGAUUGUUUGGCCAUAUUGUAUUGACCACAUUAUUACCAAUAUUGGUUAUCCUUGCCAAAAUUGCUAUAAAAACUAAAGGGAAUUUAAUACCUUUUCCUCGUGGUUAUUUAAGACUAGCAAACUAUUAUGAUCAAGAUGUGUUUAUAUGGACUGCUGCUAUUGUGUUUCUUCAAUUGUUAAUAUCACUUGUACCUUUAGCAAAAAAAUCUAAAUCAUUAACAAGACUACCACUUGGUGAUGAUUUUAAUUUCAUCUACUACAGGUUUUCAGGAUUUUUCAAUUUAGUUAUAGCUGGUUUGAUUAUUUGGGCUAUGGAUUAUUACAAGUGCCCGAUAAAUUUUGUUUUAGAAAUAGUGACUAAAAAGACUGUACCUCAUAUUGUAGCAUCAGUUUUAUACACAUUUAUUAUUUCGAUAAUUUUGUUUAUAAAAGCUAAGUACAUAAAUCAAAUUAACAAUAGUUCUUUUAAUUUUGUACAAAAAUUGUUUAUUGGAACGACAAUUAACCCUACAUUAGGGCCUAUUAAUAUCAAAUUGGCUUUUUGUAGAUAUUCAACAUUAAUGACUAUUUUAUUCAAUUACCUUGUGAUUAUGGACUCUCUUAAAAAUCCUGUUAAUAUUCAUCUGUAUUUUGUUGCUGGACUUCAAAUAUUCCAUGCGAUAGAUAAACUGAUUUUUGAGUUCAAUUUAUUGUCUUCGUUUUAUUUACAAAAUGAAAAAGAUGGAUAUUGGACUAUUAUUCAACAAUUUUUACAACCGAUUAUCAAUUUUGUACCCAUUCAAAUUUUACUUACGAAUAAUUUACCUGUUAAUUAUAUCAUUUUGAGUAUUUCAUCAUUUAUCUUUUUAUUUGGCUAUAUCUGUCAACGUUAUAGUGAUUUUACUAAAUACCAGUAUGAAAGAAACUUGACAUUUGUCUAUAAGCCUUUGUAUGUGAGAACUAUUGUACAUGGUCUUUGGUCAUACGUGAGGUAUCCUAAUUACAUAGGGACCAUACUUGUACAUUUAGCCUUAGUCUUGCCAAUAUUUGAACCUAACCUUGGCAGCUUACAAGCAUCUUGGCCUGUACUUUUGUAUCCUUUGUAUUACAUAGUUACUUUGUCCUACCAAUGUGUGCGUAUUUCUACCCACUACCGUUUCCAGUAUGGUAAUAGUUGGGAUUGUCAAUAUAUAGCAAAAUGGAAUUUAAUACCAAAAAUAUAUUGAAUUUAUUUUAAUAGAAAUAAGUCAUAUUAUUGGCGAUAAGCUAAUUAUCUGUAACGGGGAACUAGUAAAAUAAUAUGUAAAUUAUACACAGCGUCCCCGUUACACCUUAUGACUUUUAAUCGCUAAUAAUGUCUUUAAAUUUGUGUUAGAUUUUAAGUUACUUUAAUUUGUUUUUAUUUGUAUACUUGAUUUAUAUAUAUUUCUUACUAAUUGAGGAAUUUUCAAAUUUUAAUUUUAAUUCCAUUUAUUAAUGUUAAAAAUUAAAUUAUCUAACUACGAAUAAUAUUUAUAUUGUGAUUAUUAUUCCAUGUUUUUAAUAAAAUUACUUUCAAAAUAAUGUAAGUUAAUAAUAAUGCCAUAUUGAUAAUGUACAAAAAAAUGUUUUAAUUACAUUUAAAGUAUGCGUUAAUUUAUUAAUUAAAAUUUUACUAUUUUAUGUGUAUAAGUAAGAAGUUAACUGCUAAGUAGAAAAUAUUGCUGAAUAAUGUACAUAAUAGAAUGUUAAUUUUGUACAAGAAUUAUAGAACAUGUUUAAAAAGGUCAAUUUUAAUUUCAUGACUUGAAGCCUGUAUAGUUUAAUGCCUACUGUGUUUUAAAAGGUCAUCUAAACCAAAAAUUGACUUUUUUUUAUCAAAUUGUAUGUAUCUUAAAUUAUCUGGAUUAUAAUCAACAGUAUAUUAUAAAUUAUUGGUUUUAGAUCAUUGUAAUACUACUUAAUAUAUUUUUAUGUUUACAAUAUAAUAGAUUUUUUUUUUAUAGUAAUUUAAAAUGUAAUUAGUGUUACAUUGUUGUAAAUAAUUUUUUUUUUUAUAUUAAAUUACCUUAAUUAUAAAUAUUUUGUAAAUAAAGAGAUAAUACUGUAUUACUAA
Messenger RNA from Metopolophium dirhodum (rose-grain aphid), 2813 nucleotides. It is a transcript of the gene LBR, whose product is annotated as delta(14)-sterol reductase LBR. Gene Ontology annotation, molecular function: oxidoreductase activity, acting on the CH-CH group of donors. The coding region runs from base 94 to 1944 and encodes 616 amino acids. Gene Ontology annotation, biological process: sterol biosynthetic process. The transcript has 9 exons. Gene Ontology annotation, cellular component: nuclear inner membrane; endoplasmic reticulum membrane. NCBI's taxonomy places the organism in Eukaryota, Metazoa, Arthropoda, Insecta, Hemiptera, Aphididae. The record is from RefSeq and is a predicted model, not a curated record.